AUACUUUAUUAACAAAUUUUACUGUUUAUAAAUAGUUACAAUGGAUUGAAAUUUGGUACAGAAGUAUACAAACGAAUGCAAAAAGGAUGAAGCAUAUGUAUACUAUAGUAGAUAGCGGUGAUAAUGAAGAAUAUGAAGAAUACGAGGAGGAGCAGCAGCUAGUUUCAGUAGAAACAUUUGAAACGAUUGCUAAGCCUAAAAUGACUGUUAACUUUGAGGAACAGAAUCAAAGCAAAUUUGAGGAAAAUGUUGGUACAGAUGAUAAGGAAGAUGAUAACCGAGGAUUUCCAGCAAGUAGUAGCUCCUCUUUCAUUACUGCUAGAGACAUUGGUUUGUACGGUAGUAGGCCUGCUUCACUGGUAGAAAGAGAAGGUACGGUUACUAUCAAUCCUCAAAUCACGCAAAGUACAGGAAAACGGCAGCGUGCAGCUUCUUCUGACCCUACUGCUACAGUCUCAGCGAAGGUGGAAGAAGUACCAGUUGCUCCACAGUAUAUCGAUAAGACGCGAAAGUCACGGAAUCUCGAAAAAGCUGCUGCAGAAAAUGCAGGAAAUACACUGCAUGAAACUGGUAGCUUACAUCGACCAGUUAUAACAGCAAGCGAUACUGACUCCACUUCUAUACCUAAUGGGACGGCUACUGUGAACCAAGAGAAAGCCCCACUGAAGGCAAAGAAAAUAAUAGACACACUACGACAAACUCCAUCAAAAGAAACGGUAGAAACAUCAAAACCAUUUUCUACCCUUGAUUUCGGCGUUUCGAGUUUAAAACCAACAGAGCAUCUAUCAGAUACAUUACAAGACAACAACUCUCAAGAGCUGCAAACUCAGAUAACAGACAGUGAAAGCUUUACAUUUGUUGCUGCUCCAAGCUGCAUAACUGUAACUCCUCCGUUACAUAUCAUACCCAGCCCCAAACAAAAAACGUUAUAUCAACAAGCAGGUCGAUGGCUUGAUACUCUUCACUCUCUCGGCGCUCCGGCUCCUUGUGAUACUAAUGGUAUUAAGACAUCCUCUACCGCUGCUACUACUGCUGUGCAGAAUGAUGCCAAUACUCUACUUGCAGGAGCUAAGCAACAACCUCUGAUUACUGUAGUGGAUAGUUUCAAUUCUUCUGACCAUGUCAUUAUUCCCACAGCAACUACCUCUACCGCUACCGUAACAUCAUCCACAACAGCUACAACAGCCAGCUCUGCCACUGCUAUCAUCACUCAUAAUGUUCUCAAUCGCUCUGCUGUAGCAGACUCCUUGAAAGUUAAAAAUAUUAUCAAGAUGGAAACCAUUGAGGUUGAAACAGAGGAUAACUCGAGAAAUGACACUUCUAAAACAAAAUCUAAGAGAAGAACGAAAUCAGAAAAGCAACAGUUUAAGAAGCCACCGACUCAAGCAAACCUGUCUAAACAUCAUCAUCAGCAUCAUCAUCACCAUAGCACAUCUGAUAGAAAGGUCGAUAUCCAAGUUAUAGAAGUAGUCGAAAAUUUUGGUGUAAAACGAAAACCGGUUCCUCAAAUUAUAGAACCAGCAGCUAGGCAACAGCAGGUGGAGACUGUUGAAUUGCUACUAGAUGAAGACUGAUCUAUCUUUCGCGUAAUCAGCAAUUUAGCGCAUAGUUUUACUGUAAAGUUACAAUAAUAUAUGGCUUAUGAUUUCUAAUAAAGUAAAAUUAUACAUUAAUCUGUCUUUCACAAAACCGGUU
Messenger RNA from Mycotypha africana, 1695 nucleotides. RefSeq lists its product as uncharacterized. Lineage: Eukaryota; Fungi; Mucoromycota; Mucoromycetes; Mucorales; Mycotyphaceae. The transcript has a single exon. The record is from RefSeq and is a predicted model, not a curated record. The coding region runs from base 87 to 1574 and encodes 495 amino acids.